This is a messenger RNA of Pelodiscus sinensis (Chinese soft-shelled turtle), 1561 nucleotides long. NCBI's taxonomy places the organism in Eukaryota, Metazoa, Chordata, Testudines, Trionychidae. The record is from RefSeq and is a predicted model, not a curated record.
UGCUGCUGUAAGCUGUUUGCCUUCUCAGUAGAAUCAAGAUUAGAGUUUUGUAUGUUUUCUCUCUUCAAGUUAUUUUCAAGGUUUUAGGUAUGAAUUUUCCUGCUCUUUACUUUUUUCAGAUUACGUACAUGUUUCUCUCCUGUGUUUGCUUUCUCGUUUUUAAAGAAAAACAUUUCUUACUCCAAUUCCGGUUGACAGAUAUCCACGUCCUCAAGACCACAGCUAUCUCUAAUUUGGCAUCUUGUUGGCAGUCUCAUACAAGAGGGCCAGGACUCAGUGGGCCAUGGAGACUGAAUUAACCUAUGGAAUUCUGGGCAGGUUCUGUGGAUAUGCCCCUGAAGGAUCCCUGCCAGAAACAAGCCUGUGAAAUACAGAAAUGCUUGCAAGCCAACAACUAUCAGGAGGCUAGAUGCAAGGCUGUGCUCCAAGAGAUGCGAAGAUGCUGCGCCCAGUACCCCAAGGGCAGAUCCAUCUGUUGUUCGGGGUUUGAGAAAGAAGAAAGAGAGAGGGAGACGCACAAGACAGUUUCAGAUGGGUUUCAUGCAGCACAACAGUAACAGGCUGCAGCUCCAGGCUGUUAUGGAGUGUGGGCUGCCAGACAAAGUAGUAUGCAAGUGGCAAACAAGAACUCUUCACAGCUAAACCAAGGGGGUUCAGGCUGGAAUGGAGGCUACUUUGAGGAAUAAGAUAAUUCAUUCUCCAGACCAAUAAGGAAACCAGAGAAGACUCCAUCAUAGAAUUAAAUGUCUUGUGCUCUGAAAUGUAAAAUUCAGUACAGUAGAUGGGCUGUUCAAACAAUUGUGCCUUAGAGUGCAUUACAUCUCUCAAACAUAGUUUGUUUCUGAUGCUUAACAUGCUCAGUUAUCCAUUGUCAGAAUAAGAAUUUGAGGGUGAAAUAUAAAACUUAUUCAGCCUUCACUGAACACAAUGCAUUAAGCAAGACCAUCUUCAAGUAGGUGAAAUAUUCCUUUCGUUGGGCCAUAGUUUCCUGAAGUGAUCUGCUUUUCUAGUGAUUAAAGCAAGAAUAGGAGUCCGCUCUAGGGUUAUUCCCAGCUGGGCCACGGUUCCUCUCUGACCGUAAGUGCCUGUUCCCUCCACUGUGCAGCUAGACUAGAUUUGAGUGUUUGGACCACACUGCACAAUAGUGCUGGAAUGGCCUUAAAGACCCUGCAGAAACAUUUUAUUUCAGGGACUGCUACAGGAGUAGAAUUUAUGUAAAAUCAAGGUGUUGGUCAGAAAUAGAUGUUAACGCUUUGCUGAGUGCAGCAGUCUUUUUGUAUGACUCAACAUCUCUAAGCAAUAUGACGUGCAGCGAACGUGUGAGCCUACAGUGCCCCUUUGCACAUCUGUCAUACAAAGCCUAAGCAGUUGAGUGAAAUGAGCACCCUGACAUGCAUAAUCAAGCACAACUUAGUUACCAAUGUAGGUUUUUAGGAACAGUAACAGACCACUGCAGUUACUACAGGACAUAAUGGGCAGAUCCAUCAAAGCAGAGGUGACAGGUCCAUUUGUGUUGUGUUCUAAAUACCAUAAUGCAAAAUAAAUGACUGGCAUAAUCUGA